GCAGUGAAUGCAGCUAUGAUGAUUUUGUCUUUGGUUGCACAGAAUACGCGUCCAUGUGCUGCGGCACUAAUACUUCCCUACCCAGCACGAUGGUUAUCCAAUCUCACAUCCCAAGUCGGUGUGUUGACUCGGACAUCCCUCAAGGUGAUUCCAGGUGAUCCGACUGCGAGCUUCUUCGAGUUUUUGAACUUCGCCCACCCGAUUAUCAUGACCCACCAACCACGAAGUUGCCAGUAUCCAAGUUCAUGACCUGCUAACUAGCAGCCUGCAUGCUAUUCACAGAGAUAUCAAACGAUCAUCAUUGAGUCAUGUCCACGCCUAUCAUUUUUCCCUUCUCAUCGUGGUAUCCAUUAUUUUCAUCCAUCAGCAUCCAAAGCACUAUCAUCCGUCUUUUGAAUCAAACAUUCAAGGAAUAUCUCGACUCGGACGGCAUUUUCGCACCAGAAGGCUCCCAUGCAGAAAGCUCUCUUUCGGAUGAAGGAGAUGACAAUGACGAAUACGGCACAGUUUUCCCUAAGCUAAAUUUCUCCUUACCAAAGGUCAGCUCGAUGCAUCAUGGGAAUUACAUUUUACCACCAUCCUCACCUCUCAAAUUCACAUCUCUAUUAUCAGAUGUCCACAUUCUAUUAAAAUCCUCAGACUUCAUAUCGCACGAUCUCAGUAUCGACACGGUCCUUGGUAGAUGUCAAAGUGAUCUCGAAUCCACCCCAUAUCAACUCGAGCUUUUCCUGCGGAAAUGGUAUCCUAUAGACAGGAGUCGCGAGCUCAGGUGUUUUGUUCGUAAAGGUCGUCUCAUAGAGGCGCUUCAGCAUCUCUGGGAGGAGAGCAUCAAGUCCAAAUGGCAUGGACAACAAAACUGUACGUGUUUUACCUCUGUCGCAGUCCCUACACUCGUCUCACUCCUAGACUUCAACUCGUAUGCACCUCGAGCGGAUCCCCUCCUCUUCACGUACGAAGAGCUCUCGUCAGUCUUCAUGCGGGGGCCGAGUUCGUCUGAGCUGCGUAUCGUCGACUCGCCUUUACACCCGACUGCAAUGCGCGAUGUACCAGCUCAUCAGCACAACAUCGAAGCCCUCGCGCUGAGUUGCAGUUGGGAUAUCGACAAGUUCUCGGAUUUAUGGCAGGAAGAAAUUCAACACUCCGUGGAGGACAAUAUUUAA
Messenger RNA from Suillus subalutaceus, 1160 nucleotides. RefSeq names its product D123-domain-containing protein. Gene Ontology annotation, cellular component: cytoplasm. Lineage: Eukaryota; Fungi; Basidiomycota; Agaricomycetes; Boletales; Suillaceae. The transcript has 7 exons. The coding region runs from base 309 to 1160 and encodes 283 amino acids. The record is from RefSeq and is a predicted model, not a curated record.